Messenger RNA from Fraxinus pennsylvanica, 483 nucleotides. Lineage: Eukaryota; Viridiplantae; Streptophyta; Magnoliopsida; Lamiales; Oleaceae. The record is from the annotation of a GenBank genome assembly.
AUGGCCUCUACAUGCAUCUCAAACUGUAUUAACGAUGCCCGUGUUCCGGUUAGAGCCACCUACGUGAACCUCUUCAAGUGGCCGGAAUCCGAUGCCGAGUUUGUACGAUCAGUGAGCUCCAAAACCCACCGGAAUGGCCCAAGUAGCGACGGAGGAAGCACCGCAUACGGUCGUCCCCGGGUGGUGGACAGUAUUUCAUGCAGACAAUUAUAUUUAAGAAGCUACACUUUCUCAAGGGAAGAAGAUUAUAAACAUGACGAGAAGACCAUAAAGUGCCUUGGAAGAGGAAAAGAGAAGUCUGCAGUGGACAAUAAAAGAAAAAGAAAAUCUCGUGGCCGUGGCGGCGAUCGAAGCGGCAAAAGUGGUGCAGGAAGGAGGUAUUACAAAGGGUUUAGAAGGGCUAAAGCAGUUUCAUGCGCUGCCUUGGUUUCCAUUUUCCGGAGGUUGCUAUCUUGCACCACCGAGGUCGAUGUUGCCAAUUAA